This is a messenger RNA of Penaeus chinensis, 879 nucleotides long. Its product is annotated as putative protein TPRXL. Lineage: Eukaryota; Metazoa; Arthropoda; Malacostraca; Decapoda; Penaeidae. The annotation marks the transcript as partial. The transcript has a single exon. The record is from RefSeq and is a predicted model, not a curated record.
UCUUCAGCAGUUUCUACUUCACCUUCAGCAGGUGAUUCAUCUUCAGCAGUUUCUGCUUCAACUUCAGCAGCUUCUGCUUCAUCUUCAGCUGUUUCUGCGUCAACUUCAGCAGUUUCUACUUCGCCUUCAGCAGGUGAUUCAUCUUCAGCAGUUUCUGCUUCACCUUCAGCAGUUUCUGCUUCACCUUCAGCAGUUUCUGCUUCACCUUCAGCAGUUUCUACUUCACCUUCAGCAGCUGCUUCAUCUUCAGCAGUUUCUGCUUCAACUUCAGCAGUUUCUGCUUCAACUUCAGCAGUUUCUGCUUCACCUUCAGCAGUUUCUACUUCACCUUCAGCAGGUGAUUCAUCUUCAGCAGUUUCUGCUUCAUCUUCAGCUGUUUCUGCGUCAACGUCAGCAAUUUCUGCCUCCCCUUCAGCAGUUUCUGAUUCAUCUUUAGCAGCUUCUGUUUCCCCUUCAGCAGUUUCUGCUUCAUCUUCAGCUGUUUCUGCGUCAACUUCAGCAGUUUCUGUCUCCCCUUCAGCAGUUUCUACUUCACCAUCAGUCGCUGGUGGUUCGUCUUCAUCUUCAGCAGUCACUGCUUCCCCAUCAAUUGUUACUACUUCCCCUUCCUCAGUAAUUGCUACGUCUACACCUUCUGCUGCUGCUUGUUCGUCAGCUUCCUCAGUGUCCUCUUUUUCUCCGUCAGCAGCUAGUUCGUCUUCUUCAACAGCUGCUUCUUCACCCUCAGCCACCGGAGCCUCCUCCUCCUCCCCUUCGUCUGCGUUUGCUUCCAUCUCGGCGCCCUCCUGUCCCUCCCCUGCCCCGGCCAGCGCGUCCGCAAGACUGUCUCUGAGCAGCGACAGUUCCGCCGUCGUGCCGAGUCCUUCGUCGCGCGAGUGA